Molecule: messenger RNA, 1452 nt
Organism: Betta splendens (Siamese fighting fish)
Lineage: Eukaryota; Metazoa; Chordata; Actinopteri; Anabantiformes; Osphronemidae
Product: tumor necrosis factor ligand superfamily member 14-like
Exons: 8
Coding region: 298-1098 (266 amino acids)
Biological process (GO): immune response
Cellular component (GO): membrane
Molecular function (GO): tumor necrosis factor receptor binding
Source: RefSeq, a predicted model, not a curated record
CUCUUAGCCUGUCCCCCCUGUCAUCUUCAGUUCCUCCUUAUAUGAGAGCUUGAGAGGCAAUAUUAGUGAUAGCUGACAGCAGGCGAGCCAGUGCAGAAGGCGUGGAAGGACUGUAUAUGUUGUUUGGUGCUGGUGAACAGAGCCUUUUAUUGUUAGAAGAGAAUCAGAGGAGUUUGUGGAAACUACCUGAACAGCUGGAUGGUUAACGGAACAGUGGAGGCGCACGUUCAAAUCCAAGCUCGUCGUCAUCGCCCCAAAGCCCUUUGACCUGUGAACGGGGGAGCGCGACUCGGCGGCAUGGCCGAGGGCGGCGUGGGCACCGGCCCCCAGGUGUUCGUGGUGGACAGCCAGGCUGCCUGCGUCUCCAUGCCCGCUGAGAGGAAGCCGAGCUGGGCCAGAGUGAGCCACAAGUGUCUCCUCCUGCUGGUGGGACUGGCCGUGCUGGGACUUGUUGUCGAGGGAGUUUUUAUCUAUAAUCUUUACAAGAGAACAGAGCUGGCAUUUUUAUCAUGUGGGUCUCAUCCACCCUGUCACAACCUGUCUAAUCCUGAGAAACAGCAGGGCACCAUAAUGACACAAGUGGGCGUUAAAGACUCCAAUGAGAUUCCUCUUGUGCAACCACACAAGGAGACCCAACAGAGGCCCUUUGCUCACUUGAUAGGCUCCAGUGGCUUCAUAGGGAAGGCAAAUGUGGUGCAGUGGAUCAGUGAAGGGGGCGAAGCCAUCACCAACAACAUGAACUACAGCAAUGGCACCCUGAUAAUUGAGAGGGAAGGUUACUACUACCUGUACUCCAAAAUACAAAUACAUGCAAAAGAUUGUGUCGUCAACCAGCACAAGGUUAUGAAAGACACGCGUGCCUAUGGAAUACCAAUAGAACUCAUGAAAUCAAAAAGGAAUUGCUGCAAGACACAGAGCCAAAAGUCCAAGGAGACAAGUCCGAAGCCUUCUGAAGUGGACGACAUUUGGAACAGUUUUCUGGCUGGGAUCUUCCACCUACAGAGAGGAGAUAAAAUCUUUGUCAGUUUGGAGAACGAACAUAGUUUUCUUCCGGGAAAUGCUUACACCUUCAUGGGGGCUUUCAUGAUUUCUCCUUAGUAAUAUGUACAUGUGUAUGUAUAUAUAUGGCAAACUUUUAAAUUAUAUAAUAUAUAACCUAAUGUAUUUUAUUUGACAAAUGAGCUUAGUCUGGCUGGCCACAUCUGGCCUGUGUUCGCAGAGACUGGGUGACAGGUGGGGUCAGGGGCAAACCCAGGGCAGGUAUUAGACCACGCUGAUACGUGCACCCUGUGACUGUGCCACCAUACAUGAAUUUGGAAAAGCAACUAAUAGUUGUGCUAUUGUGAACUAUAUCUGAUAUUCAGAUUGUACAAUCUUACUUGAUUUUGUCACUUUCACCUUGUUACGUAUUUAGUUCUUUUAAUAAAAUACAGUUUCUUAUAAAAACAAAAA